Messenger RNA from Condylura cristata (star-nosed mole), 1671 nucleotides. It is a transcript of the gene HTR1F, whose product is annotated as 5-hydroxytryptamine (serotonin) receptor 1F, G protein-coupled. Gene Ontology annotation, molecular function: G protein-coupled serotonin receptor activity; neurotransmitter receptor activity. The transcript is spliced from 4 exons. Gene Ontology annotation, biological process: chemical synaptic transmission; G protein-coupled receptor signaling pathway, coupled to cyclic nucleotide second messenger. Gene Ontology annotation, cellular component: plasma membrane; dendrite. Lineage: Eukaryota; Metazoa; Chordata; Mammalia; Eulipotyphla; Talpidae. The record is from RefSeq and is a predicted model, not a curated record. The coding region runs from base 445 to 1620 and encodes 391 amino acids.
GAAGGGGUGCUAAGGAAGUAAGAGAUGGAAGCAAGAAGAAAGGCGCGUUAGGGGUGGUGGAGAGCCCGGGGCGUCUGCCCGUCCGCGCUCUGGACCCGCCCGAGCGCGGCGCCCGAGCCCCGCAGCGCGCAGCCAGUUCCGCGGCCCCGAGACCGUGCGACGCGCCGCUGUCCGCUGGCGUGCCCGGCACCCCGCACUUUAGUCCCUGUGCGCCCACCUCCCGGACCUGGGGGCCACAGUGCCCGCCCCGGACCGCUGCCAGGUAGCGCUCGCGUGGGACCUCUGCUAAGAUGUAAAGCGACCUCCGAGUGACUCUGAGAACCUGAGCAAGCUGUACGGCACAUGUCACAUCUGUUCGCUGGUAGGGAGGUAAAGCAGCUUCCUGUGCCUACAUUCUCCUUGGGACUGUGAGCACCUGCAACGGAAGGACCGCAUCUGAUAUGCAUGUAUCUCCCGCGCUUGACCACACCUGGUACAUCAGAGGUCUCCAUUUUUUCAAUUAUAUUAAACUUUCUAAAAAUGGAUUUCUUAAACUCAUCUGAUCAAAACUUGACUUCAGAAGAAAUGUUAAACAGAACGCCAUCUAAAAUUCUGGUGUCCCUGACUCUUUCCGGGCUGGCUCUCAUGACAACGACCAUCAACUCCCUUGUGAUCGCUGCAAUUAUCGUGACCCGGAAGCUGCACCACCCCGCCAACUAUUUAAUUUGCUCUCUUGCAGUGACAGAUUUUCUUGUAGCUGUCCUGGUGAUGCCUUUCAGCAUUGUGUAUAUUGUGAGAGAGAGCUGGAUUAUGGGCCAAGUGGUCUGUGACAUUUGGCUGAGUGUUGACAUUACGUGCUGCACGUGUUCUAUCUUGCAUCUGUCUGCUAUCGCUUUGGAUAGAUAUCGGGCAAUCACAGAUGCUGUCGAGUAUGCCAGGAAAAGGACUCCCAAGCAUGCUGGCAUUAUGAUUACAAUCGUUUGGAUUAUAUCCAUUUUUAUCUCUAUGCCGCCGUUAGUCUGGAGGCACCAAGGGACAAGCCGAGAGGAUGAAUGUAUCAUCAAACAUGACCACAUUGUGUCCACUAUUUACUCAACAUUUGGGGCUUUCUACAUACCACUAACAUUGAUUUUGAUCCUCUACUACAAAAUAUAUAAAGCAGCAAAGACGUUAUACCACAAGAGACAGGCAAGUAGAAUUGCCAAGGAGGAGCUGAAUGGCCAAGUCCUUUUGGAGAGUGGUGAGAAAAGCACUAGACUGGUCUCCACAUCAUACAUGCUAGAAAAGUCUUUAUCUGAUCCCUCAGCAGACUUUGAUAAAAUUCACAGCACAGUGAAGAGUCCCAAGUCUCAAUUAAGGCAUGAGAAAUCUUGGAGAAGGCAAAAGAUCUCAGGCACAAGAGAACGCAAAGCAGCCACCACCCUGGGAUUAAUCUUGGGUGCAUUUGUUAUAUGCUGGCUUCCGUUUUUUGUAAAAGAAUUGGUUGUUAAUGUCUGUGAAAAGUGUAAGAUUUCGGAAGAAAUGUCAAAUUUCUUGACAUGGCUUGGAUAUCUCAAUUCCCUUAUAAAUCCACUGAUUUAUACAAUUUUUAAUGAAGACUUCAAGAAAGCCUUCCAAAAACUUGUGCGCUGUCAAUGUUAGUUUAAAAUUUUUUACUUAAAAUAAUGUGUGUGUGAAAGAAGGGGGAAAUUU